Messenger RNA from Cotesia glomerata, 2874 nucleotides. Its product is annotated as putative nuclease HARBI1. Bases 1531 to 2733 code for a protein of 400 amino acids. The record is from RefSeq and is a predicted model, not a curated record. Lineage: Eukaryota; Metazoa; Arthropoda; Insecta; Hymenoptera; Braconidae. The transcript is spliced from 5 exons.
ACUGAUAGUUUUUCAUUUUUACCCUAGAUAUUCCUACUUUGGUCUCAUAUGAAUCUCAACUAGAAAAAAACUCCUAAAAAUUUUGUUAUUUUACAUUGAGCAUUCCCACUUUGGUCCCACAUGAAUCCUAACUAGAAACAAUGUGCAAAAAAUUUUUUAUUUUCACGUUGGGUAUUCCCCAUUUAGAUUCCACAUGAAUUCCAAAUAGAAAAAAACUUCUAAAAAGUUUUUAAUUUCACAUUGGGCAUUCCCACUUUGGUCCCACAUGAAUCCCAACUGGAAAAAAGUGCCAAAAAAUUUUUAUUUUCACGUUGGGUAUUCCCAUUUAGAUCUCACAUAAAUCCCAAUUAGAAAAAAACUUCUAAAAAUUUUUUAAUUUCACAUUGGGCAUUCCCACUUAGGUCCCACAUGAGUCCCAACUGGAAGAAAGUGCCAAAAAAAUUUUAUUUUCACGUUAAGUACUCUCAUUUAGAUCCCAUAUGAAUCCCAACUAGAGAAAUUGAGAAUAAUUUAUUUCAUUUUCAAUUGGGAUUUCCCAAUUGGGUUCUUCAUUGGGUCCUCAUUGGGAUUUCCCUAUUGGGCAUGCCCCAUUCGAACCCAAGGGGGCCCAGAUGUAUUAAGUAUACCUUGGGUAUUCCCAAUAUAAUUUCUAGUCGGGAUAAUGUGACCAAUAUAGAUGAUGUAUGGGAGGCUGAUUUUGUAGAAAUAAAAUCUUUAAAAACUUAUAACGAUGGUGUUUCAUUUAUCCUAGUUGUAAUAGAUAUCCUAAGUAAAUACGUAUGGGUUGAACCCUUAUUAGAUAAGUCAGCAAAAUCAGUUUUACAAGGUUUUAAGAAUAUUUUUGAUCGUAGUAAAGGUCGGUAUACUUUUUAUGAUCCAGAGCGAUAAAGGAAAAGAAUUUGUAGCAGGUAGUGUAAAACAGUAUUUAAAGUAAAAAAAAAUAUAUUUUAGAACUGCACGUAACCCUGAUGUAAAAGCUGCAGUUAUAGAACGUGUUAAUAGAACCCUUAAGGAAAGAAUGUUGCGAUAUUUCACUCAUCGUAAAACUUACCGUUACAUUGAUAUUUUACAAAAGUUAGUUGAAGCCUAUAAUCAUACGAAGCAUAGUUCAAUAAGAAUGGAACCUGCAGCAGUUACUCUAAGUAAUGCUAAAGAGGCGCUGCUGAAUAUACAAAAACCGUUUCCAAAAAUUAAACCUCGGAAAAUACCCUUUAAAUGGCCGCGUUCAAGUUUACUAAGUUCUUGGCAGAUCUUAGCAUAUCCUAUUGAAUAAAAUGGCGACAGCUGAAUAAUGAUGUAAAUACCUGAAUAGUAAGUAUAGAUGUUUUUAUUUUGGACAGACUGACUUGAACUGACUUGAAUAACGCUGAUAAUUAAAAUAAGUAUACUCAAGUAUUUAUACAGUAUCGAUAUAGAGCGGUGUCAACUAACCUCCACACAUCAUACUUGUAGUUUAAUCAGGAAAGUAAUUUAUACUGAUUUUUUGCAAUAAAGUUUUUUUUAUUUAUAAGUGUGAAAAUAUAACAAAAAAUGGAUAAUUUUGAUUUAUUGGACAUGAUAAUAAUGGACGAAGUGUUACUGGCAGAAGCGGAGGAAAAUAUCUUUAAUGUGAUUAAUAGAUUAUUGGAUUUUAACAAUAACUUCUUAAUUGAUGAUUUUUUUUUAUACGACGGAGAUUUGGAUGGGGAUGAUGUGAAUGCACGGGGUGAUCCGCCAACUCGAAUUAAUAAUUAUUAUGAGGAAGUGAUUCCUGAAUACGAUGAUGAGCAAUUUUAUUUGCAUUUUCGCAUGUCACGAGAAGCAUUCGUAGACCUAGAAGAGAUUAUUUCUCUGCAUGUACGUAAUUUGAAUGACCCAAUACCACUGGGUAAAAAAAUUUUAAUGACAAUAUGGCUACUGGCUACUCCUGAUAGUUUCCGUUCAGUUGCAGAUCGCUUCAAUUUCUCUAAAAGUACUGCACAUUCUGCUUUCAAACAGAUCAUUUUAAUUCUAUCUCAUAAUUUACUUCCAAAUUUUAUUUCUUGGCCAAAUGAUGAAGAAUCUGCAUUAAUUGAGAAUGCUUUUCUUAAUAAAGCUGGAGGGUUCCCUGGAAUUGUGGGUGCAAUUGACGGGUGUCAUAUUUCAAUAAGACAACCACCAGGAAAUGCGAACGAUUACUAUAAUCGAAAAGGAAGCCACUCCAUUAUCUUGCAAGGUACAUGUGAUCAUAAUGGAAAAUUUAUUGAUGUUUUAAUUGGACGACCUGGAAGAGCUCAUGACUCACCAGUUUUUAGAAGCUCUCCGUUGUAUGAAAAAAUAACAGAUGCUCAAAAUCCGUUAUUAAAUUUAAAUCAACAUAUUCUUGCUGAUUCUGCUUACGCAUUAAUGACCAAUGUUUUGACUCCAUUUAAAGAUAAUGGUCAUUUAACGCCACAGCAAGUAAGAUAUAAUGUACGGCACGCAUCUUUGCGUAGUGUAAUAGAACGAGCGUUCGGAAUAUUAAAAGCUAAAUUCCGCCGGUUGAACUAUUUAGACGUUCAGUCUGUCCAGACUGCAAACCUUAUAGUAGCAGCAGCAUGUACACUUCAUAAUUUUAUAUUAGCCCGUGAGGAAAGACUUAAUAUAAAUUUAUUAAAUGUGGAAGUUCACGAAGAUGAUAAUGAUGAUAAUAUUGAUGAUAUUGAUGAAAAUGAAAACAUUGAAGAGAAUAUUAAUGCUGUUGAAAAACGAAAUGAAAUUAUGAACUCUAUGUAAAUUAUAAAACUAAUUUUUCAUUUUUAUAUCAGGGUGAUUCUCUGUAAGGAUAUUUUAUGCUGUUCCAGGUAGUUUUUUAUUAGAAAAAUUGUUAUUUUGUUACAAAAAAAAAUUUAUUACGAAAAUAAAAAAACAUUUCUA